This is a messenger RNA of Punica granatum (pomegranate), 865 nucleotides long. The record is from RefSeq and is a predicted model, not a curated record. Lineage: Eukaryota; Viridiplantae; Streptophyta; Magnoliopsida; Myrtales; Lythraceae.
CGUCGUCUUCUUCUUCUGCUCGGCGUCCUUCUCGAGCUUUCCCGUUACGCGAAAAUGGCGGUGAGUCAGAGGCUCCCCCACCUCAUUCGAGCCUUGAAAUCAGCCCCGACGAGGCACGUCGCCGGCAACCACCUUCUCCCGUCUCUCAGACGCGCUUUUUCUCUCUACGAUCAGAUCGACCUCAUCGACAAAGUCCCUGAUGACCAGCUUCGCUUCCAACAGUAUACUGACACCGGAUUCAAGGUUAACGGAGUGGACUACGAGGGCAGCUUGCUCUGUGUCGGGAACUUGCUGAUGUCUUGGACCCCCAAGAAAUUCUCCGAGAUUACUCCUGACAGUUUAUCCAUCUUCAGCACGGUGCGGCCAAUAGCAGAGAUUCUGAUUCUUGGCUGUGGAAGGAACAUUGAACCGGUAGAUCCCGAAGUUCGGCGUUUUAUCCUGUCAACUGGCAUGAAACUUGAAGUUCUUGAUUCUAGAAAUGCAGCAUCGACUUACAACAUACUGAACGAGGAGGGCAGGAUAGUGGCUGCAGCGCUUCUCCCUUACGGAGUUUCUUCAUAACUUGCAUUCUGUUCCGAAAUUGGCCUCUCUUUUAAGGUCAGCACAAAUUUUUGUUCCAUGGGUUCCUCUUGUAAAUUUGAUGCUUGAGUGGGUAAUCUUCUUGGGUGGUCUUGGAGGAGUUUAGGUCAUUUUGUGAGAUGCCAUGUCUGCCAUGUUGCUGGCGGGGUUGGUUUGUACCUUGGUAUGCCUUGCCUACUGGUAAUAUAAACAGUGUCUCCAGUUCGGGAUGAAAUGUUCGGUUUGUUGGAAGUGUUGAUGAUCACAUGAAAUAAAAAAGCCUCAGAGGGCAGGUCAUUCUGGGACA